Peronospora matthiolae is the source of this 285-nucleotide messenger RNA. Lineage: Eukaryota; Oomycota; Peronosporomycetes; Peronosporales; Peronosporaceae. The record is from the annotation of a GenBank genome assembly.
AUGGUGCUGGUCCAAAUGGUGAAUUUUGUACUACGCUACGGCAAGUGGCGCCGUAAAACAGUUGACGGUACUGCGCGAUUUGCGCUUGUGAUUUUUGGUGGGCAUGACCUUGACCCUGCCCCGGCCGAUAUGCUUACAGAAGACUCAGCAGCAGGUGAUGGACCUGUGACUGGUUGUUCUCACUACCUCGACCGCGUAAGUAAGCUUGUGAUCUGGCUGGAACGGCAAUUUGACCUUCGUUUUGGGUGUCAUGACGUCUCUGGGAUUCUGUCAACUGUGUCGUGA